UUUGCACAGCUGUCAUCCCGCCUUACGUAGAUUAUAAGACGGCAUGCUCCACGGAGAACGAGAAGAGAUGCGAUAAAUUGUUUUAUUUUGUUAAAAAUAUAAUUUUCCACUCUGAAAACUUCUUUCUUAAUAUUCGUAUUUUGUAAAACUGCAAACGCAAACAACGUACUUUUAGGAACAACUAAACAAUUUACAAAUCAUUCGUGUUUCCAAAAUAAAAAAGGUGCAUUCUAAAGAAUUUACAUAAUGGAAUAUUUAAGAGAAAGUUUGCUUUUGGGCUGCGGUAAUCCCCUGCUAGACAUAUCGGCAGUUACUGAUGAAAAGUUCUUACAAAAAUACGAUCUCAAGCCGGACAAUGCCAUUUUGGCCGAAGAAAAACACAAACCCUUGUAUGAGGAGCUGGUGGAACGAUUCAAUGCUGAAUACAUUGCUGGUGGCUCCGUUCAAAACUCCCUACGAGUAGCCCAAUGGAUUCUGCAAAAGCCUAACGUUGCGGUUUUCUUCGGUUGUGUGGGAGAUGAUAAAUUCUCAAAAAUCCUAGAAACAAAAGCACGUUCGGACGGAGUGAAUGUGCAAUAUCAAUAUACCCAAGAAGCGCAAACCGGAACGUGUGCCGUUCUUAUCACCGGGACACAUCGCUCCUUGUGUGCAAAUCUUGCGGCGGCCAAUCUAUUUACCAAGGAUCACUUGUCAUUGCCCGAUAACAAGAAACUAAUCGAAAAUGCCGAGUAUUACUAUAUUUCUGGGUUCUUCUUGACAGUCAGCCCACCGAGCAUCAUGGAAGUGGCACAUCACGCCCAUAAGCACAAUCGAAUGUUUAUGAUGAACUUGAGUGCUCCAUUUUUGUCGGAGUUCUACAAGGAACCCAUGAUGGCUGCUCUUCCUUUUGUUGAUAUUCUCUUUGGAAACGAAGCUGAAGCAGAAUGCUUUGCUCAACAACAAAGUUGGGAUGAAAGAGAUAUGAAAGAGAUUGGCAAGAAAAUGGUCAAUCUACCCAAGGAGAAUCCAAACCGUCCACGUAUAGUCAUCAUUACUCAAGGUAAAAAUCCAGUGCUUCUCAUCCAAGAGAACAGCAUCGAAGAGUUCCCCGUGGAGAAGCUGAAACGCGAAGAAGUCGUGGACACUAAUGGGGCUGGUGAUGCUUUCGUCGGUGGAUUCCUGUCGCAAUACGUACAAAAGAAACCCCUGGGCGUGUGUAUUCGUUGUGGUAAUUGGGCUGCAAGGCAAAUUAUUCAACGGAGUGGUUGCACGUUUGAAGGAAACCCUGAUUUUAAGGAAUAGACGUUAACUAAAUAAGUAAAUAGGAAUUUCUAUUAAUUGUUGUUAAGUUUUAUAGUCGCAGAUAAAUCCAAUUAAAACCAAGUCUCUUGAAUUAAAAUUUAAAAAAACACCACGUAAAUAGUUAACCUCUUAUUGUUUCAUACAAAAACAAAGCAAAACGAUGUGCAAAAUAUGCACAUAAUUUUGUUAAUGAAUCUAUAGAAAACAAAAAUCUUAAAGUUUUAUAAAUAGUUCAGCCUUGUAAUAUUUUUUUUCUUUUGAAAAAUCAUGUAUCCAAAAUUGUAUGUUUAAAAUCUCACCACUUGGAAUCAUAUUUAAAUCGUUUUGAAAUGUAUUCAAAUAAAAAAUGAUGUAACAUAGUCUUAAAAAAAAAACAUUGAAAAACUAAAACUUUUAAAAAUUAACACAAAAAAAAUGGGUUUGGAAAUA
Messenger RNA from Eupeodes corollae, 1710 nucleotides. It is a transcript of the gene Adk2, whose product is annotated as adenosine kinase. Gene Ontology annotation, cellular component: cytosol; nucleus. Lineage: Eukaryota; Metazoa; Arthropoda; Insecta; Diptera; Syrphidae. Gene Ontology annotation, biological process: purine ribonucleoside salvage. The coding region runs from base 247 to 1281 and encodes 344 amino acids. Gene Ontology annotation, molecular function: adenosine kinase activity. The record is from RefSeq and is a predicted model, not a curated record. The transcript is spliced from 3 exons.